AUGUCCGCCACGAACAACGACCCGCCCCGCGCACCCCGCGUCAAGUAUGCAACACCCCUCGGCACUCGCUGGGAGAAGGAGAAGGCCGCUGCCGGAACAGACGCCUUUGAAUACCCUGACGACGCCAAAUACGUCGGCCCCUGGAUCAUCGGCGAGUGCGUCGGCAAGGGCGCGAGCGGUCGCGUCAAGAUCGCCCGUCACCGUCGUACCGGUCAGCUGGCUGCCGUGAAGAUUCUCCCUCUCGCGCCUUUCCUCACGUCGAGGAGCGCGGCCAACGCUCAGGCCAAGGCUGAGAAGCAGCGUCUCGGUAUCGACAGGGAGAUCAUCAUGAUGAAGCUCAUGAACCACCCCAAUAUCAUGCGCAUAUACGAUGUCUAUGAGGGCGAGAAGGAGCUCUACCUCAUUCUGGAGUACGUGGAAGGCGGCGAGCUCUUCGACUUCCUUGUCAACCGGGGACGGCUCCCGCCGCUGGAGGCUCUGGCGUACUUCAAGCAGAUCGUCUAUGGCCUCAGCUAUGCUCACACGUUCUCGAUCAUUCACCGUGACCUGAAGCCCGAGAACAUCCUCAUCCACUCGCUCAACCCGCCACUCAUCAAGAUCGCUGACUGGGGUAUGGCUGCUUUUGCUCCGCCGACUCUUCAGCUCGAGACUAGCUGCGGCAGCCCUCACUAUGCUAGCCCGGAGAUCGUCAACGGACACAAGUACACUGGGACUGCUACGGAUAUCUGGAGCUGUGGUGUCAUCUUGUAUGCCUUACUGACGGGGCGCCUUCCCUUCGACGACAAGAACGUGCGCACACUGCUCACGAAAGUCAAGGUCGGCAAGUACGACAUGCCGAGCUUCGUCGACCCCAUGGCGAAGGAUCUUCUAUCGCGCAUGUUGGUCGUGGACGUCAACAAGAGAAUCUCCAUGUCCGAGAUGCUGGCUCAUCCCUGGCUCGAAAGUGCGACACCUGGUAUCCUCUACGUCCUGGCGCCUCCUGUGUCUGAGCUUGCGAGGCCACUGCCGUCUGCCCUACAUAUCGACAGUGAUCUCUUUGAGUCUCUCUGCGUCAUCUGGGGUCGACAUGCUGACACCGAGGGCAUUCGCGCUGAUCUCUUGAGCCCAGCUGGGCGUGGCACUCUGGCUAAGGCGUUCUAUUUCUUGCUCCAGAAACAUCGCGAGAAGGCUAUGGAGGAACACGGUAUCCUCAUGGACAUCGAUGGAGUCUUGAACACCCAGGGGAAGGUUAUCCUGAAGCAAUAUGCAGCCCCUCGCUCCAAGCCUGGUAACCGGCAAUCUAUGGAGGUCGACCCAACGACCUCGCCGUCUGUCCCCCACACCCAGCACCUGCGCUCAGACCGUCCCGCACCACAGCCGCCGUCUCGUACACCGUCGCCGAAGCCUCCUCUCGCCAUCACUACCUCUGUGCCUAUGGAACGUGCUCCUUCUCGUCCUCGCCCUCAGUCGCCUGUCGGGCCACGGCCGCAAAAGCCUAAGCCGCAGGCGCCGAGUGCUGUGUCUGCUCCUGGUGUCAUCUUUGCUCCUCGGCCCGUUCCUGCUGCCGUCCCGACCAUCCCUGCUCUUACGACGCCUCGCAUCUCCGACGUCGAGAUGCAGAUGGAUGUGGAUCCCACGACUGCUCCGGAUGCCCAAUCCUUGCCGUGGCCGCCCACCCACAUGCAGUCCGCUCGCGCCUCGCGGCAGGUGCAGUUCCCACAUGACGCUGUACCUCGCCGACAGGUGCGGAUGUCCAGCACGGAACAUCGCAUGGACGUAACAUGGGACAGGGACGCCCGCAGCGAGAACAAGGAGAACGCCACCCGGCAGCCCUCAGCGCGCCCAGCCCAUUCCGAGUGCCAGUCCGGCGGUCUAGGUUUCCACUCUCUCCCGCUGGGGAAGGAGAUGGGCAACAUGGUGUUCAUUCAAGAGGCGACGAACGGACAGCAGGCGAAGAAGGACAAGAAGGCACGGCCGCCCGUCCUGCAGAAGCGCUCCACUUUCUCGGUCGCCUCGCCUCACCUCGGGUCUCCCCCUAUCUCCGGCAUGUCCCCUGCCGUCGGAGAAUUCAAGGGCUGGUUCUCCAACCUCUUCCACUGGAAGGUGCAGUCGUACCUCCUGUACUCCGUCCUGGACCUCGGGACGACGCGCUCGGAGACGACCCGUCUGCUAGAAUACUUCGGCGCCACGGUCGCGAUGGAGGAGAACGGCGGGUGGAGCGUGCUGCGGUGCCGCAUCGACGACAUGCAGGACGCGAGCGGCCUCGUGCAGAAGCAGGUCCGCUUCCGCGUCGAGUUCACGUCGUGCUCGCCGAACGGCAUGGGGACCCCGAACGCGACCCCGCGCCUGUCGCAGAGCGGGCAGCCGUCCGUGUCGGGGCGUAGCCGCGUCGAGAACCUGAGCGGGUACGAGACCGUGCUCGGGUUCGUGCUCGAGAAGGGCUCGGUGUCCGCGUUCAAGGCGCUCUACCACCGACUGCGCGGGGAGUGGCGCCUCGACGCGCUGUGCUCGCCCGCGACGGCGGGAACCAUGGGCGCGCCGCCGCUCAGCAUCCAGCAGCAGUUCAUGGCGUAGGUUCCUUGUCUCGAUUGUGUUUCGUGGUAGCGGAAGAACGGUGACUGUAUGCAUGCCUGGCGCAGGCAAAUAAUCUCUUUCUCGAUUUGUGCCACGAUACUAUACCUUAUACCCUCCGGCUACUCGCCGACAUUUCCACAUGUAACAGUCUCUACUACGUGUCUCACUGGACGAUGUAUUGCCUACCCCUACAACUAGCUCCAACCCUGCGAUAGCUCGCCACCACAUAUAAUAUUGCAA
This is a messenger RNA of Trametes versicolor FP-101664 SS1, 2793 nucleotides long. RefSeq names its product Pkinase-domain-containing protein. Gene Ontology annotation, molecular function: tau-protein kinase activity; protein serine/threonine kinase activity; ATP binding. Gene Ontology annotation, cellular component: cytoplasm. Bases 1 to 2553 code for a protein of 850 amino acids. The record is from RefSeq and is a predicted model, not a curated record. Gene Ontology annotation, biological process: microtubule cytoskeleton organization; intracellular signal transduction; protein phosphorylation. NCBI's taxonomy places the organism in Eukaryota, Fungi, Basidiomycota, Agaricomycetes, Polyporales, Polyporaceae. The transcript has 4 exons.